Ipomoea triloba (trilobed morning glory) is the source of this 1936-nucleotide messenger RNA. RefSeq lists its product as uncharacterized. Gene Ontology annotation, molecular function: calmodulin binding. Bases 162 to 1667 code for a protein of 501 amino acids. The record is from RefSeq and is a predicted model, not a curated record. The transcript is spliced from 2 exons. Lineage: Eukaryota; Viridiplantae; Streptophyta; Magnoliopsida; Solanales; Convolvulaceae.
GUACCUUAACAUAAUAUAUCCAUACACUCUUCUUUGAAAUCCUUUGUUUCUUCCUUUCCCAAGUUUUCAUUCUCCUCAUCUCCUCAAACAAUUGGCAUUGUCUUCUUUCAUCUAAGGUUUGAAAGUGUAUAUAUAUAUACACAUAUAUAUAAAGAUAUAAGAUGGCAACAAGGGUGAGGGAGAGUGGAUUGAGGGGAAAGGAGAAGAAAGGAAGUCAAGCUGAUAACACCAUGCCACAACAACACAAAAGAAUCACAGCAACCACCACGACCACCACCUCGAGAUUAAUGUCGUCUUCUUCUUCUUCAAUUGCUAGUUCUGUCCCAAACUAUCUCCGCCCCACCACCGCCUCCUCGGCCGUGCAGGCGGCCGGAGACAAGCCAUCGUCGGCCAGAAGAAAGUCCUUGGAUAGGCCACUAUCCCAUCUCGACACCCACCGGAAUCUCGCUGGAGACAAGCCAUCGCCGGCCAGAAGAAAGUCCUUAGACAGACCAAUCCAACCACUACAUUCCCCACUUUCUUCCCCUUCUUCUUCUUGUUCUUCUACCUCCUCUCUACCAUAUAAGCCCACAUUUUCCAGAACAAAAUCCAGUUUGGACAGGCCAAAAUCAUCCACAGCAAUGUCAAGAACUUCUGAGGCUAAUGAUAAGAGGGGCAAAAUUAUGACAAGAUCCAUUUCUUCAGUCUCCAAAUCUUCUUCCAUUGCCCAUAAUCAUCAUUUGAAGACUACUCCCAAUAAGACACAGAAAAGCAGUACCAGAAAACAACCUGGUAAUACCACAUUGUCUUCAAAGCCAAUCAAGAAGAAGCCAGUAGAGACAAUCCUAACCACAAAUCAUCCCCACGAACCAUCUGUUCCAAUUCCACAAUCUGCAGAUCAUCAUAAAACAGAGGCUUCUGCUACUCCCAAUUCCAAUCAAACCGAAAUCAACAACAACAAUAACAGCAAAAUAGUACAAGAAAAGGAAAACAUUAUUGUUGUGGUUUCAUCAGAUCACGAGGAAUUUGAGGAUCUCAAGUCCAUUGAAGAUUGCUCCUCGUUAUCAUCAGUCCUAGAAGAUCCCCCCAUUGAUCCUGUGGACACCAUUACAGAGGAAGGAGAUGCAGAGGCCAUCUCAGUGCCCGAAAACCUCCAAGAAUGCGGCCAAACACAAAGUGCAGACACAAUGCCACACACAACACCCGAAGAUCCAAAGGUGGAAGAUAAAGCCGGCGGGGAAAUCAACAAUCUAAAGGAAACAACACCUGCAGACCCAAAGCCUGCAGAUGAAAUUUCUGUGGAAGAAAAGGGAGAUGAGACUAUCCACAGCAGUGAUAAUAACUGCAGUGAAAACAAGGCAGAAAACCAAGAAGAAGGGGAAGAAGAGGAAAGGGAGAAAGAGAAAGAGAAAGACAAGAAAGCAGACAACCAACAUCAUCAUCAGGAAGUAGCUGAAGAAGAAGUUAAGGAAAUGACUGAUGAUCAGAGCAACAACAAUAACAACAACAACAACAACAACGUUGGUCAGGUGCCAGAGGCGAAUAAACCGGCAUUGAAGAGAAACGAGAGUGUGGUGUCUAAUGAUGUGAUUGAGGAGACUGCAAGCAAGCUUCGAGAACAAAGGAAGAAUAAGGUGAAAGCACUUGCUGGGGCUUUUGAAACAGUCAUAUCUUUGCAAGACAAGUGAUCAUAUAUGAUCUGAUGAUUUCUUCUGUUGGGAUAUGAUUAAUUCACUCCAACAAUUUCUAUAUAUAUUAUAUAUGUGUGUAUGCAUACAUAAAUUAAAUUUGGUGGUUAUAUAUAAGCCUACAUAUGUGUGCUAUGGUGCAGUAUCAAAGAAUGAUGAUCUGAUCACACAAUUGUUUUUUGUUUUCUUUAAUUUUCUUCUGUUGCCAAUCUUCCUGUUUCUGUAAUAUAUCAUCAUAACGUGUUUAAUACUUAUAACUAUUCCCAUAA